Humulus lupulus (European hop) is the source of this 2653-nucleotide messenger RNA. RefSeq names its product AT-hook motif nuclear-localized protein 15-like. Gene Ontology annotation, molecular function: minor groove of adenine-thymine-rich DNA binding; DNA-binding transcription factor activity. The coding region runs from base 1389 to 2387 and encodes 332 amino acids. The transcript is spliced from 2 exons. Lineage: Eukaryota; Viridiplantae; Streptophyta; Magnoliopsida; Rosales; Cannabaceae. Gene Ontology annotation, cellular component: nucleus. The record is from RefSeq and is a predicted model, not a curated record.
CUUCUUUUGGCGGUGACACAGACACAAUCACCUUGGCUUUCGAUACCUCUUGUCGGGACUCUCCCACUUGCUGACGUGUUUACUUCCCACUACUCCAUGCGCACGAUACCCCACGUCUACGUCUCCACACCCUAUCAUUCUCUCUUCUUCUAUUCUCCCAGUUUUAACCCCACCAAUCAUAACCAUCCACGUACCCUUCUCUGUAAUUAUUUGAGGAUUUGAGAGCGGUGUGGUACGAAUCUACAAAAGAAUAUUAUAGGAACGAGUGUAGGAUAGUAAUGCUCGUUCCAACUUGCUUGCUCGGAACUUGAAACAGGGUUAGUAGUACAAUCUAAAACCGUUCACCAGAGGGAGACAAAAAUAAACCGGGCUUCUGCAAAACCGCCUUUUUUUACACAGAAAAAAGAAAAAAAGAAAAAAGAAGGGAUUUUUUUUAGAGCAUUUUACAGAGAGAUACACACAGUCUGGUAAAGCACGGAGGUUCCGAAAACUGGUCUUGGAGGGGCCCCUGCUGCAGCCUCAGUAACUGAAGACGCUGCUCCGUUUUGCUCUGUUUUUGUUUCUUCUGAUUCCCCCGUACUGACUAGCCGAUUUUGCAUAUUGCUCCACUGUACUUCCUCUCUUUCUAUUACUGUUUAGUACUCUCAUACGGGCACGUAUGUCGUAUAAGAGUUGGAGUCUUGAGUUUAAGUUUUCAUAGCCAAGGAAGGGAAAAAAAAAGCAAAAUAAAAGAGAGUGAUUGGAGCUCGAGAUGGUUAGAUGCAAUAUGUGUUUGGGAAAGGGGGGCGAAGUUAUGUCUUUUUGGAUAACCUCGAGCGUUUAGAGAAAUGGGUUUGUUUUAUUUUUUUUGUUCGGGUUAGUGGGGGUUCUUGUUUGAUCUGAGUAUUGGGGUUUUGGGAUGGGAGAUUAGGGUUUUCAUGAAAAACAAGGGAACCCAUGUUUUAAAUGUCCGAUUCUGUCAUGAAAAGAUAGGCUCGAUCGCUUUCUAGUUGAGUUUGGGUUUAAAAGAAAAGGGUAGAAAAAAGAUAAGAUUUUUUGGAUUUAUUAUAUAUGGUAGAUUUGGGGGAGUUCUUAUUUGGUAUCUCAAUUAUCAAUAAUAUAAACUGAUACUAAGCAAACAAGAUAGAAUGAAAAGAAAAGAAGAGGAAGCUAGCUAGAGAGGAAAAUCUGUAUUAUUCCUUGUUUGGUGUAUCCAAGCUACCAUCUUUAAUUAGCUAGCUUGCCUAUUUUGUCAUUAUUCGUCACUAACAAUUCUUAAGGAGAGAGAAAGAGUCCAAAAGUCUAAAGAAUAACCAUUAGAAAAGAAAGGGAUAACCAAGGAAGUACUUUGAAUUUGUUUUCUCUUUCUUUUUUUUCUUUUCCCUCAAGCUAACGAGUUUCAGAGCAAUAUGACGAAUCGAUGGUGGGCAGGUAAUGUGGCCAUGAGAGGAGUAGAUUCCAUGUCUUCACCUCCAUCGCUUCAGCUGAGAAACACAGAUGAUGAUGCCAACAAACUCGGUCCGAGAAGAGAGCAAGAGUUCAUACACGACAACAACCUUUCCAUCACGACGACUCCAACCAAGAACAUCAGCCCCCAAAAGCAGAGUCACCAUCAAAACCUUGAAGAUGACGACAGCGGUGACGACCCCAACUCAGCCGGUCACGAAAGCUUCGAGCCAAGCGGAAGUGGAGGAGGAGGAAGCAGCAACCGCAGGCCACGUGGCAGGCCGCCAGGUUCCAAGAACAAACCCAAGCCUCCUGUAGUGAUUACCAAGGAGAGCCCCAACGCUCUCAGAAGCCACGUUUUGGAAAUCAGUAGCGGAAGUGACAUCGUUGAGAGCAUAGCCACUUUUGCUCAGAGGAGGCACCGUGGGGUUUCGGUCUUGAGUGGUAGCGGCAUUGUCACUAACGUCACGCUCCGGCAGCCCGCUGCUCCAGGUGGCGUCAUCACGCUUCAUGGGAGGUUCGAGAUUCUAUCGCUAUCUGGGGCGUUCCUGCCUAGCCCUUCUCCUCCUGGGGCAAGUGGUUUGACGGUUUAUUUGGCUGGCGGGCAGGGGCAGGUGGUUGGUGGUACCGUGACUGGAGCGUUGGUGGCGUCGGGGCCAGUGAUUGUCAUCGGUGCAACGUUUAUGAAUGCGACAUUUGAGCGGUUGCCUCUCGAGCAGGAGGAGGAGGCCGUCCCAGCAGGCGGAGAGGGGACUCAGCAAGUGGAGCAGCAGCAGCAACCAGCAGUGAAUCCAGGAAGUAGCAGUGGUAAUCCUAGUCCUACUCAGGCCAUGAGUCAUGAUCAUCAUCAACAACCUUCGGUUCCAAUGUUCAAUUUGCCACCAAAUUUGAUGCCUAAUAAUGGUCAGGUGCCUCAUGACAUGUUUUGGGGACCUCCGCCUCGGCCACCUCCCUCUUACUAAUCAUGAAUAUGUGAACUAUAUAAUGAUAGAGGGAGAGACUAGAUAAUGUGUAAGUUGAAGAGAGUUAUGCCGACUUUUUAAAUUUUUUUUUUUUUUGGGUCAUUCUGAAAAAUGUUUUGGUUGAUCGUUUUGAUCUUGUAAGCAAUAGUAGCUAGCUAGGUAGGGCUUGGUUUGAUAAUCUUCAUGUCCUUUUCCUCUUGUGAAUGUUAUUUUACUUUCGGACUUAGGUUUAAAGCUGUGUUUAAUAAUGUAUCAUCAUUCAUCAA